CAGCUUCUGUUCCAGUUAUGCCACAUAGUUUAAAGACGCAUCAUGAUGCGUGUGUUUAAAGUGUUGUUCGCGAUUGCUGCCAUCUUGUCGACCACAUUUGCGUGGCACGUGUGUCAAGAUGAACCAUUUUGUAAAGAGUUACGCUCCAGGAGUACUUCGAAAUUCACCGUUGAUUAUGACAGCUUUCAAGAAAACUGUUUUUCCGGCACUCUGGUAAAUUCAAUAAAUAACCAAAAUUAUGAUUUGAACAUCACUUUUCAUCAUGAUGACGUUGUGCGAAUCAGAAUCCGCGAGAGUAAUGCCGAAAUAAAACCAAUACCAAGCGCUCUUCUGGAUGAUCUUGUAGUUGGAAAGGUCUUUUGUUCUGUGGAUUGCGAUUCAAUUAGCAUUGUUGGGGGUAAUCACCAGGCCUUUGUUAAUUUUACCGAUUUCUCAAUAACGACUACAAAUUUGAUUACUAAUGAUGUCAUACACGUAAAUGGUGCUAGAGAUAUGUUUGUGGGAGACUCCCUUGCAUUGAAAGUCACCUUCGAGAAUAUGCAGAACGCAUACGGUAUACCCGAACACGGUGAUAACUUAAAAUUAAAAGAUACUAAAAAUGACGAGCCGUAUAGACAUUACAAUUUGGAUUACGGUUACUACCAAACGGAAUCACGUGAAUCCUUAUAUGGAAGUGUCCCAGUGCUCUACGCACAUGGAGUACGCCCUGAAGGAGAAUCACAUGUUUCAGGAGUAUUCUGGCACAAUCCGGCGCAAACUUUCGUUGAUAUUGACCAUUCCAAUAAUUCAAUUACUGUUGAUUUUAUAUCACAAGCAGGUACCCUGGAUUUGUUUAUUCUUCCCGGUGGUGAUUUCAAAUCUGCGGUUAGCAACUAUGUUAAGUUGACCGGUACCGCACCAUUGCCGCCUCUUUUUGCGAUGGGGUACCAUCAAAGUCGCUACAGUUAUCUUACUCAGGAAGAUGUGCUUCGAGUUGCUAAAGGUUUGCAAGAUGGCGAAUUUCCACUAGACGUUAUGUGGUUAGAUAUUGAUUACACAGAUGGUAAAAGGUACUUUACAUGGGAUUACAAUGCUUUUCCAGAUCCCAUAGCUAUGCAAUACGAGCUCUCACAGAGAAACUUACGAUUGGUAACAAUCAUCGAUCCUCAUAUCAAAGCUGAAAAUGGAUAUUUUGUCUAUGAUCAGAUGAGAGAAAAUGGGUAUUAUGUGAUGAAUCCUGAUGGUACUAUCUAUCAAGGUAGCUGUUGGCCUGGUUUGAGUUCUUAUGUAGAUUUCUUUAACCCGGAUGCACUAAACUGGUGGAGCAGUCUUUAUGGCUAUAGUACUUAUGCAAACACUACGGCCAUUGUACAUAUCUGGAACGAUAUGAAUGAACCAUCCGUUUUUGACGUUGAAGAAAAAACGAUGGCUUGGGACAUCCUCCAUUACGGAAAUAUUCAACACAAAGAAGUACACAAUAUGUACGGUCACAUGCAAACUAAGGGCACCUAUCAGGGACUUGUAAAUCGAGAAGAAGGCCAUCAGCGUCCUUUCUUAUUAACGCGUUCUCAUUUUGCUGGUACCCAACGCUAUGCUGCUAUUUGGACCGGUGAUAACAUCGCCACUUGGGAGCAUCUGAGAGUUUCAAUCCCGAUUUGUUUGAGUGAAGCACUAGCAGGAAUAAGUUUCUGUGGCGCUGAUGUGGGAGGCUUUAUUGAACGACCAUCAGACGAGCUGUUUCAACGGUGGUAUCAACUGGGUGCGUGGUAUCCGUUCAUGCGCGCGCAUAGCAACAACGAGCAAGAUUACCGCGAGCCUUUCCUCUAUCCCGAAGAAAUUCAAGGACGAUUUAGAACAGCACUUCGUCAACGGUAUGCCCAUCUUCCUUAUUGGUAUACUACCUGGUAUGAACACCAACGUUAUGGUCAACCGGUGAUGCGUCCGCUGGUAUACAACUAUCCCAAUGAUGAAAAUGUCAACGCAAUCGACACCGAAUUCAUGAUAGGUGACAACAUCCUCAUCGCCCCUGUUUUAUACGAAGGAGCCAAUGAACUAGACGUCUAUCUACCUGAAGAAGACAUUUGGUUCUACUUAUCCAACAAAGAGCAAAAUGAAUUCAGAGUUAUAUCAUCAAGCCAUGUUCGGUCAGUUGAUAUGGAUAGCGUGCCUGUUUUCUAUCGCGGUGGUAGUAUCAUCCCGAGAAAAGAUAUCGUUCGCGGUUCUACACAGCUAAUGCAGGAAGAUCCAUAUAAUCUGUACAUUUUUGCAAAAAACAAUAAUGCAUCAGGUACGCUCUAUGAGGAUGACACUGUUAGCUUUUCCUACCAGAGCAAUGAAUACAAUUAUCUAUCGCUCACUUUCGAUGGCAUAAAGAUGGAAAGUAAAGCAAUUGACACGUUUUCAUCUUAUAACGGCCACUUUUCGAUUGGAUCCGUGUUCAUUUACUUCGAUGAGAUGCCAUCAGUAUUUUAUGCUCAAGCUGUUUUAACGUCCGAUGGAUCUACCACUAAAUAUCCAGUUUUGCAAUUUGAAAACAUGCUGCAAAUCGAUUUUAACACUGUCAUUGAAGAUAGGAAUUUUGAUUUUGUGUUGAAGUACCUUUCUGUGAACUAAGUAUAUUUGUGUAUAUAUAAAAGAAGUAUAUAAAUUGCAUUUAUAAUUGAUUAAAAAACAUAAUUUCUUCCAUUA
Molecule: messenger RNA, 2667 nt
Organism: Dalotia coriaria
Lineage: Eukaryota; Metazoa; Arthropoda; Insecta; Coleoptera; Staphylinidae
Product: neutral alpha-glucosidase AB-like
Exons: 1
Coding region: 43-2592 (849 amino acids)
Biological process (GO): N-glycan processing; carbohydrate metabolic process
Molecular function (GO): carbohydrate binding; alpha-glucosidase activity
Source: RefSeq, a predicted model, not a curated record